CUUCGUCUUAUUUCUCUCCGGUUCCAUCCUUUCUUGUUACAGACCCUUUUCACUCUUCUCUUCCACGUACAAUACUAUACUUUUUUAUAUUUUAGAAUUUGUUUAUUGUCUCCAUUAAAAGGAGAAGAAAAAAGCUUGGGUUUUUGUUCUUGGCGUCGGUAGACAUGGUGGUGGCUUCGCCGAACCCGAGUCGAGCCGAGAAGCCGGAAGCCAUAGAGCUUCCGGUGAUAAACCUUUCGGGCGAGAGAACGGAGGUGGCAAGCCUCAUUACGAAGGCGUGCGAGGAGUACGGUUUCUUCAAGGUGAUCAACCAUGGAGUGCCGGAGGAAACCGUCGCGGCAAUGGAAGAAGAAGGUGUCAGCUUCUUUACGAAGCCGGAUGUCGAAAAGCAGAGAGCCGGGCCGGCCGUACCUUAUGGCUAUGGCCGUAAGAACAUCGGUUUCAAUGGCGAUAUUGGUGAAGUUGAAUACCUUCUUCUUCAUACCAAUCCUCUGUCCAUUUCUCAGAGCUCCAUUACCAUCUCCGGUGACCCCCAGAAGUUCUGCUCUGUGGUGAACGGUUACGUACGUGCUGUCCGAGGGCUAGCAUGUGAUCUCUUGGAUCUGAUGGCAGGGGGAUUGAGGGUCCAUGAUCAAUCACUGUUCAGCAAGAUGAUCAGGGACGUUGAAAGUGAUUCACUUUUCAGGCUCAAUCACUAUCCACCUUCCUCGUUCCAUCACUGCACCACCGGUGCUGUAGGGUUCGGGGAGCACACCGACCCUCAGAUCUUGACCAUCUUGAGAUCCAACGACGUAGGUGGCCUGCAGAUUCGUGUAGCCGAUGCUGUUUGGGUCCCUGUCCCCCCUGACCCCACUGCCUUUUGUGUCAACGUAGGUGAUGUUUUACAGGCAAUGACCAAUGGGAGAUUCAUGAGCGUGAGGCACAGAGCAUUGACUAACAUCAACAAGCCAAGGAUAUCAAUGGCCUACUUUGGGGCACCACCACUGCAAGCAAUGGUCACUACCCCUCCAGAACUGGUCACACCCCAUAGCCCUUUGCUGUAUAGGCCUUUCACAUGGGGUGAAUACAAAAGAGCUUCAUAUUCUCUCCAGCUUGGUGACAGCCGCCUUCAACUAUUCAGGAAAUGAACAUGUUGGUUAUUAGACACCCGUUUAAUUCCCUGCAAUUUUGGCUGUAAAACCUUCAAAUUUUCCAUAGUUUUUGUUUACAGGCUGAAAAAAAAUGUUGUAUUGAUAUACUUGGUAAAA
Messenger RNA from Hibiscus syriacus, 1247 nucleotides. RefSeq names its product gibberellin 2-beta-dioxygenase 2-like. Gene Ontology annotation, biological process: response to light stimulus; gibberellin catabolic process. The transcript has 3 exons. The record is from RefSeq and is a predicted model, not a curated record. The coding region runs from base 165 to 1127 and encodes 320 amino acids. NCBI's taxonomy places the organism in Eukaryota, Viridiplantae, Streptophyta, Magnoliopsida, Malvales, Malvaceae.